This is a messenger RNA of Anoplophora glabripennis (Asian longhorned beetle), 1195 nucleotides long. RefSeq names its product contactin-1-like. The coding region runs from base 81 to 1013 and encodes 310 amino acids. The record is from RefSeq and is a predicted model, not a curated record. Gene Ontology annotation, molecular function: protein binding. Lineage: Eukaryota; Metazoa; Arthropoda; Insecta; Coleoptera; Cerambycidae. The transcript has 6 exons.
AAAUAAUGCUAUUUUGUCAAACUUGACGUCUAAACAAUGUAUGUUAUUUUAUGAAAAUAGUGUAAAAAUAUCAUGGAAGAAUGUAUGAUUUCCUGAGGCCUAUUGUAUAUUUCUAUCUAUUCUUAGCUACUGUUAAUGGUCAAAACUUUACACAAGUAGCAGUAAAUAUAGGACGCAAUUUAACGUUAAAAUGUCCAGUUCAUCAUACCAGUGGUAUAAUGUGGAUAAGAGAGGAUGGCAAAACUCUGCCUACCCAUGUGACAGUUCUAGACAGUGGUUCAUUAUUUAUUACAGAAGUUGACCGAAACGACUCAGGAAUUUAUGCAUGUAUCAGAGAAAACGUCGUCAAUUCGGAUGCAAGAAUUAAUGUAACAGUAAAAACUCCUCCACCUGCAUUAGUUGAUGUUGUCGUAAGACCUAGUACUGUACUUGCUCUUCUUAUAUGGAAAGUUGGGGGUGAUGGAGGUUACCCUAUUAUUAAUUUUACUGCUCAGUACCGCUUAGCCUACGCAAAUGAAAAUUGGACAGCUAUUUCGCCUAAUCAUAUCACCCCUAAUUCUAGACAAAUCGAGGUAUACAAAUUGUUACCUAACACGACAUACGAAUUUAGAAUUUGGGCAACCAAUCAAUUAGGUAGAGGUACAAUAACAAACGUAUAUGGUAAAACAUUGAAUGAAUAUAUGGAGCAAGAAUUGGCUCGACAUCUGUUUGAUGGAGUGGAAAACUUUGAUACACGGGUGUGGGCAGUAGCUGUGGGUGUAGUGAUGGGAACUUUAAUUUUAUUAGGAUUAGGGACAUGCAUUUUAUUAUAUCGAGAGUGCCAUGUACCUGGGGUGAUAGAAGAACAGGAAAUUAUAGAGCUAGUUCCUAAUAUUAUCCUGAACCCAGGAUUUGAUCCGCACAAUCAGAACGAUCAAAUUCCAGACGAAAAUUCUAACAGUGAAACUCCCCUGCGAUUGAAUAAUAAUACUGUUGUACAACCCCGCAAUACACAAAUCGGUUUUAUACUGUAAUUUCGACUAGACUGAUUCUAGAUCAUACCUCACAUCGCAUUUAUUUAGUCCGCUUUGCGCAUUAUUUAAAACAUUGAUGAUAUUAUACGUUGGCUGUUUUAUUAUUAAGUGAUAUCGUUCCGAUAUACCCAUUUGAACAAUGUGACUUAUAUAAAGGAUGUUUUGCUUAAUAAUAAUUUUUU